AUGUACAAGGGGUUCGCCUCCAGGCCUGCCCAGCAGCGGAAGGCCACGCCAGCAGACGCCCUGCAGAACACGCUAGCAGGCUUGUCGGCCAACGUGGGGCGCGUGCCGCAGGGCACCAACGUCAUCCUGGACACCACUAGCGACGAGGACAAGUGGCGGGAGCUCGACCUGCAGGUGAACGAGUACCCGGGCCAGCGCACCUUCAAGGCCAUCGGCACCGGCAACCAGGACUUUGUGGUGGCGAUGACCGCCUGUGUCGAGCAGGUGGUGGGCAAGGUGCACGAGGAGUGCAUCAGUCAACGGCUGUCGGCCAAGGGCAACUACAUCUCGGUCACGGUUGGGCCAGUGUGGGUCGAGACACCCGAUCAGAUGCUCCAAAUUUACGAGAACAUGAAGGCGGAUGGGCGGCUGCGCUUCUUCUUCUGA
Molecule: messenger RNA, 426 nt
Organism: Chlorella variabilis
Lineage: Eukaryota; Viridiplantae; Chlorophyta; Trebouxiophyceae; Chlorellales; Chlorellaceae
Exons: 4
Coding region: 1-426 (141 amino acids)
Source: RefSeq, a predicted model, not a curated record